Molecule: messenger RNA, 2947 nt
Organism: Ornithorhynchus anatinus (platypus)
Lineage: Eukaryota; Metazoa; Chordata; Mammalia; Monotremata; Ornithorhynchidae
Gene: RIN1
Product: Ras and Rab interactor 1
Exons: 10
Coding region: 142-2532 (796 amino acids)
Biological process (GO): signal transduction; vesicle-mediated transport
Cellular component (GO): cytosol; endocytic vesicle
Molecular function (GO): guanyl-nucleotide exchange factor activity; small GTPase binding
Source: RefSeq, a predicted model, not a curated record
CGCCCUCCCUGGAGGAGGAAGCGUUACUCACCGGGAAUGUGACUGCGCCUUCGCCUUGGGGGCUGGAUUCUUUUCCCGAGUCUCGGGGAGCCGAGCGGAGAGCCAGAGAGAAGGGACCCGGGAGAGCCCCCGCUCCCAGCCAUGGAGGUCCCCGGGGAACCGGCCGUCGCCCCCCAGCCUCCCAGAGCCAGGCCCGGUGCCUCUUCCAGAGCGACCCGAGACCCCAUCUACGACGUCCCGGAGGCCAGAGGAGGCGGAGGUCGUUUGCCCUCGGGAGCGGCCCGGCCCGUCAGCCUGCGGGAGCGCCUGCUCCUCACCCAGCCCGUGUGGCAUCAGCUCCGCGCCAACCCUGCCACCGCCCUGCACACGUUGCAGAGGGAGCCCCCCGGGACGUUCCUGGUUCGGAAAUCCACCACACGCCAACGCAAGGUGCUCUGCGUGCGGCUGCCUGAGGCCUCGGGCCCGUCCUUCGUCGCCAACCAUGACAUCCGGGAAACUCCCGGAGUCGUCUCCCUGGAGGGCUCCGAGCUUGUCUUCCCAGACCUAAUCCAACUCGUUUCCUCCUACUGUCACAUCCGGGACAUUCUGCUCCUUCCUCUGCAGCUCCCCCGAGCCAUCCGCCAUGCCACCACCCUCAAGGAGCUAGAAGCCAUCUCUCACCUGGGGAUGGAGUUCUGGAGCUCUUCCCUCAACACCAAGGACCGCUGGGGCCCAGCCGCCCCGGCCCACCGGGGUCCCCGGCUCCCCCAGCUGAAGCCGCGUUCCCCCGAGGAGCUGGACCAGGGCAACAGAGGAGCCUUGUGCUUCUUCAACCCUCUGUUCCCAGGAGACCUGGGCCCCGCCCGGCGGGAGAAAUUCAGGAGAAGCUUCAAGGUGCGGGUGUCCACCGAGACAUCCAGCCCCCUGUCGCCCCCGGCCGUGCCCCCGCCCCCCGUCCCGACCCACCCCGGCGGGAUCCCGGCCCCGACCGAGGGACGACCCCCUCACCGGCCUCUGAGAAGAGAGAGUUCGGGGGGCUACAGAGUCCCGGCGGGGACUACCCAGCAGGGCGGCCCCCCGCUCCCCUCACUCCCCUCGCUCCAGGAGGUGGACAGCGGCUCCCCCAGCAGCUCCGAGGAGGAGGAGGAGGAGAGCGGGAGGGCCCGUGCCCCCUCCCCGCCUGGCGGCGGGAGGCGGGGGGGGCGACGGCGGCAACUCCUACGCUCCAUGAGCGAUGCCGUCUGCUCCCUGCUGGCCCCCGAGCGGCAGGUGGGCCGGGCCGUGGGGGACCUGGCCCGGGACCGGCGGACGACGGUGGGCCAGCUGCUGCAAGACCUGCUGACCCGGGUCAGGGCCCGUCAGGAGCCCCAGGAGCUGGGCAAGAUCCGCCAGGAGCUGGACCAAGCCAAGGCUCUGCUGAGCGCGGAGCUGGCCCCGGAGAAGCUGCUGACGGACAAGAGACUCGAUCGAGUCUUAGAGAAGGCCCUGCACCGCUCCAUCCUCAAGCCCCUCCGGCCCAUCCUGCUGGCCCGCCUGCGUCUGCGCUUCACGGCCGACGGAUCCCUCCGCCGGUUGGCCGACGGCCUGAGGCUGGCCCGGCUCCGGGGCCCGGGAGCCUUUGGCCUCCAUCCCGGCCUUCCGGCCCCGGCGGAGACGGAGCGGAUCCGUCAGAAGCUGCAGAAGCUCCUCCGGGCCUACUCCCCCUCUGCCAAGGUCACCUUCCUCCUGCAGGCCUGCAAGCUGCUCUACGCCGCGCUGAGGUCCCACGCAGGGGACAGCGCCGGAGCAGAUGAGUUCCUGCCGCUACUGAGUUACGUCCUGGCCCGCUGCGACCUCCCAGACCUGCUGCUGGAGGUGGAGUUCAUGUCGGAGCUGUUGGAACCGGCCCUGCUCAUGGGGGAAGGUGGUUAUUACCUCACCAGCCUCUCCGCCAGCCUGACCCUGCUGGGAGACUUGACCUCCCCCUCCUCAGAUCCCACCAGUCCUUCCUUAGAGCUCCUCCACUCGCUCAGCCUCUGGCAACACCACCAGCUUCCUGCAACCAGGGAUCUCCAGCACCUCCUCCGAGUAGCCUACCAGGACCCCGACAACGGCUGCCUCUCCAAGACCCUGGCACUGCCCCUGGGGGCCUCGGCCGCCGCCCUGACCCAGCUCUGUGCCGCCAAAUUCCGGGUGUCCCGGCCCGAGGCCUUCGCCCUCUUCCUGUAUAACGACGGAGGAUAUCGGCUCCUCUCGCCCGGCACUCUUCCUCACAGCCUGGAAGGCCCCGGCCAACUGGUCUACCGGCAAGCGGAGGGAGACGGAGCCCGCGCAGAUGGCAAGGGGACGGGAGAGCUGGAGGAGAAAGGACCCCCUCGGGGCCCAUCUGGAGCCGGAGAUGAGGUCCGGGGAGCCUCAAGCCCUUCGGCUGAGGGAGAGAGAGAGGAGGAGAAGGAGCCAGGAGGGGAAAGCGUGGGGGAGAAAGACGAGGCGGAAGGGAGCCGAACAGAGCCGGGGGGAGACGGAGAGGAGGAGAGAGACCCCGAGAGGGUCGAGGCCAACAUGGACAGCUGAGGGGACGUGCUGGAGAAACGAGGAGGAGGCGGAAGGACAUGAAGAAGAGGGAGGCCGGAGGGUAGAGGAGCAGUGGAAACUGAAGGCGCCGUGGGAACCUCGGGGGAAUCUUGGAAGCUUCCCUGCACGGCCAGAGCCAGAGGGCCAAUUUAGCCGGAAUGACUUCUCAUCUCAUCCCUGGACCGACUUUCCUUGUCUUCGGAUUACACCCUGGAACCCCCUCAAGGCUUCUAAGGUCCUGCCCCUGGGAGGUUCAGGCCUUGCUAAAGAAGGGACGUACCGUCCCCAUCUGAGGGAGGCAUCCUGGGCCCUGGGAGUCUCCCAGAAGAAAGAAAGUGAAUUGCUGUGGGCUGGAAUCUGGAUUUCUGUGGGGUGGGACUCCCCCGGGAAUAAAGUUGGGAGGUGGGGACCCUCG